CGGAGGAGACGCAGGCGCAGAAAUACUACUCCAGGACAACCCGGAGGCCACGCGGCCUCCGCGGUAGGAGAAACUACAUUUCCCAGAAGUUUUCGCACUGCGGCUGCAGAGCCUAUUCGCUUUGGAAUAGCCGGCGUGGGGACGUCGCGACCGGCGGCUGAACAUGGCUUUCUUGGUCGGAUCCGUAGGUCGCCAGUUGGGUCGCGUCAGGUGGCUGCAGCCCCGCGCCUGGCUGGGGCUCCCCGAUGCCUGGGGACUUCUCGCCACACAGCAGAACCGAGGAAAGGCGCGUGGAAAUGAGUAUCAGCCGAGCAACAUCAAACGCAAACACAAACACGGGUGGAUCCGGCGCCUGAGCACACCGGCCGGCGUCCAGGUCAUCCUUCGCCGCAUGCACAAAGGCCGCAAGUCGCUGAGCCAUUGAGGAGCGCUAAACUGCCGGCAGGACCCCCAUUAGAGCGUUUCUCUGACCUGGGACCUCUCCUGCUAUUCGUUUUAUGCGGAGCCGGGACAACUCAGACAUAAACCCUCCUCAAAUUGUGGAGUCGGCCCCCGGAGUGGGGGGAAGUCUGCGGUUGGACUGAGAGUGGGAGUAGGAAGUCAGACCUCGCCUAGUCCCUUUCUACGCUAUUGAAUUAGGAAGAAUUUCGAACAUACAAUAGUCCACAGUGAACCCUGUGUACUCGGUACACAGCUUUAACCACCAAUUACCCACAACUCACCUGACCCCUCCUGUGUUAUUUAGGAGCAAAUCUAGGGCAUUGGGUUAUUUCUUAUUUCAGAAUGCAUCUCUCCAAGAAAAGGGCUCUUUAAAACCUAAUCACAGAACUUUUCACACCUAAAAAGUGGUUAACAAUUCCAUAGUAUUGUCUAAUAAAUGUCCAAAUUUA
Messenger RNA from Neogale vison (American mink), 890 nucleotides. RefSeq names its product mitochondrial ribosomal protein L34 (gene MRPL34). The record is from RefSeq and is a predicted model, not a curated record. Gene Ontology annotation, molecular function: structural constituent of ribosome. Lineage: Eukaryota; Metazoa; Chordata; Mammalia; Carnivora; Mustelidae. Gene Ontology annotation, biological process: translation. Bases 164 to 424 code for a protein of 86 amino acids. The transcript is spliced from 2 exons. Gene Ontology annotation, cellular component: ribosome; mitochondrial large ribosomal subunit.